This is a messenger RNA of Antechinus flavipes (yellow-footed antechinus), 1573 nucleotides long. It is a transcript of the gene TST, whose product is annotated as thiosulfate sulfurtransferase. The record is from RefSeq and is a predicted model, not a curated record. The transcript is spliced from 3 exons. NCBI's taxonomy places the organism in Eukaryota, Metazoa, Chordata, Mammalia, Dasyuromorphia, Dasyuridae. Gene Ontology annotation, molecular function: thiosulfate-cyanide sulfurtransferase activity. Gene Ontology annotation, cellular component: mitochondrion. Bases 452 to 1348 code for a protein of 298 amino acids. Gene Ontology annotation, biological process: transsulfuration.
GGAGGGGCUUGCAAGAACCUAGAUCUCGGGGCGGUCCGGGGCACCUGGAAGAUAACGCUCCUCCCCCAUCUUGCUCCCCCACCGCCAUCCUCUGGUCAAGGUGGUUAACGGGGACCCUGGGAGGAAAGGAGACUUGCCCAAUGUCACACAGCUGGGAGUCAGCUGAGGCGGGAUGUCCAAGCCAGGUCCACGCCGUUCAGGUUCAAGGUUCUGGCCACGGCUCCUUGCCACCUCUCCACAGGACCAGAGAGGGGGAGGAGUAAGAGGGAGUAGAGGAAAAGGGGGAGGGGAUCAGAGAGUGAAAGGAGGGACACGGCCCAGAGGUCAAAGUCCCCUACCCUCCCCCCACCUCCACUUUCCUGAAUCGCCAGUCUAAACUCAUUUUCUCUGGGUUGGAAGUUUCUGUUUCCUGCUUCUGUCUGCUCCAGGCAGAAGGCUCUAGGCUCCGACCAUGGUGCAGCAGCAGGUGCUCUAUCGGGCUCUGGUGUCCACCAAGUGGCUGGCAGAGUCGGUCCGCGCCCAGAAGGUGGGUCCGGGCCUGCGGGUGCUCGACGUGUCCUGGUACCCACCUUUGCAGCGCAAUGCCCUCCAGGAGUACCGGGAGCGCCACAUCCCGGGCGCCUCCUUCUUCAACAUCGAGGAGUGCCGGGACCAGGGCUCUCCCUACGAGAUGAUGCUCCCCACCGAGGAGGCCUUCGCCAGCUACGUGGGCCGCCUGGGGAUCAGCAACAACACGCACGUGGUGGUGUACGACGGCGAUGACCUGGGCAGUUUCUACGGGCCGCGCGCUUGGUGGAUGUUCCGGGUUUUUGGCCACCGCACCGUCUCGGUGCUCAAUGGGGGCUUCCGAAACUGGCUGCAGCAGGGGCACCCGGUGACCUCGGAGCCCACGAAGCCCGAGCCGGCGGUCUUCAAAGCCAAGCUCGACAAGUCCCUGCUCAAGACCUACGAGCAAAUGUUGGAAAACCUCGAGUCCAAGCGCUUCCAGAUGGUGGAUUCCCGCUCUCGGGGGAGGUACCUGGGAACCGAGGCCGAGCCUGAUAGCAAAGACCUGGAACCCGGCCACAUCCCUGGUUCCCUGAACAUGCCUUUCACCGAGUUCCUGACAGCAGAAGGCUUCGAGAAAAGUCCUGAAGAAAUCCAGGCUAUGUUCAAGGAGAAGAAAGUGGACCUCUCGAAGCCUCUCAUUGCCACCUGCCGUAAGGGGGUCACCGCUUGCCACAUCGCCCUCGCCGCCUACCUCUGUGGCAAACCUGAUGUAGCCGUGUAUGACGGCUCCUGGUCUGAAUGGUUCCGGCGGGCACCCCCCAAGUUUCGGGUGUCCCAAUGGAAGGGGGGGAAAUCUUGAAUAGGGAUGGGGAAAGGAUGAUAUUCGAGCCUCUCCGUGCCCUCUCCCCUCUUGGGCCAUCAAGAGCUAGGAGCCCAUCUUUGCCUUAUCCACAGUGAAAUAAUGUCUAGCUUAUACUUUUUCUUAUCAAUUUUUGUAAAAGAGAUAGAAGAGUUUCUGAAGUAGCUAUGUAAAACCUUCCUUCCUCUCUUGUCAGCUCUGGAAUAAAAUCACCCCUUUCUGAGA